Messenger RNA from Humulus lupulus (European hop), 366 nucleotides. RefSeq lists its product as uncharacterized. The transcript has a single exon. The record is from RefSeq and is a predicted model, not a curated record. Bases 1 to 366 code for a protein of 121 amino acids. Lineage: Eukaryota; Viridiplantae; Streptophyta; Magnoliopsida; Rosales; Cannabaceae.
AUGUCACCGUAUCGAUUGGUGUUUGGUAAGGCCUGUCAUCUACCGGUUGAACUGGAGCAUAGAGCUUACCGAGCUGUGAAAAAUCUGAACAUUGAUCUCUUUAUGGUGGGAAAAAAUAGGUUUAUGGAGUUGAAUGAGCUUGAUGAAUUUCAGAAUGAAGCCUACGAGAAUGCAAGGAUUUAUAAAGAAAAGUCCAAGCCCAUUCAUGAUAAGAUGAUACUUAGGAAGGAUUUCCAAUCAGGAGAAAAAGUAUUGUUAUUUAACUCCCGAUUAAAGCUCUUUCCGGGUACACUAAAGUCGAGAUGGUCGAGACCAUACACAGUUGUUGUCUCAUUGCCUUAUGGAGCGGUGCAAAUUCAUAGCUAG